Molecule: messenger RNA, 729 nt
Organism: Pararge aegeria (speckled wood butterfly)
Lineage: Eukaryota; Metazoa; Arthropoda; Insecta; Lepidoptera; Nymphalidae
Gene: Osi9
Exons: 3
Coding region: 1-729 (242 amino acids)
Source: RefSeq, a predicted model, not a curated record
AUGAGGCUUUACGCAUUUGUCCUAUUUCUGAUAGCCGGGGCCCGGGCGAUGCCGGCCCUGGAUAAGGAGGCGAACGACCCCGGCCUAGUCGGAAGCGUCAUCGGAGUUGUCAAAGAGUGCGUUGACGGAGAUGUGUCCUUGUGCUUAAAGGAAAAAGCGAUGAAAUAUGUGGAGAGUUUAUCAUCAGCCCGCGAGAUGAAUCUGGUUGAAGGUGUAACCCUUUUGGGAACUGGAUCACCAAGAUCCGCGAGAGCUUACGAGCCCUUAGCAGACGAGCCGAAGAUUAGGGAGGCGCAAGUGGAGUCCAGACUGGUUGACUCGGCUGCAGACUUCCUGGAAAACCAUGUGAUCCAAUUCCGUCUACCAUCUUCAGCAGUUGAAGGCAUGAAGCGUUCUCUUGAAGAAGCUCGAGGCAAAAAGAAGAAGCUCAAGCAGCUCAUUCCCCUCUUAGCCAUCGCUAAGCUCAAGAUCUUGGCACUCAUUCCCCUGUUCCUCGGUAUCAUCGCCUUCGCAGCCGCUAAAGCUGUCCUCUUAGCCAAGAUUUCUCUUCUCGUUGCUGGUAUUAUUGCUCUAAAGAAGCUUCUUGCCAGCAAACACCAUGAAACUAGCUAUGAAGUCGUUGCUCACCCACACCACGAAGAACACUAUGCUAGCAGUGGACACGGUUGGGGCAGAUCAAUUGAUGAGGCACAAAACUUAGCCUACUCCGGUCACAUUAAAUCCGAUUAA